Trichoderma reesei QM6a is the source of this 453-nucleotide messenger RNA. RefSeq lists its product as uncharacterized. The transcript has a single exon. NCBI's taxonomy places the organism in Eukaryota, Fungi, Ascomycota, Sordariomycetes, Hypocreales, Hypocreaceae. The record is from RefSeq and is a predicted model, not a curated record. The annotation marks the transcript as partial.
AUCCAAGUGCCCCCCGACACCGACAUCUGGCGCCCGGCCCUGUCCAAGCACAACUUCACCGCGCCCUACCUCUACACCGUCGUCCCGGCCGCCCGCUUCCAGAGCGUCCAGGUCACCGUCACGGCGCCCUGGAAGACGCUCUACGACCAGGGCGGCCUCGUCGUGGCCUUUCCCACCAACGGGCACCACCACAACAACGCCAACCUCACGCGCUUCAUCAAGGCCGGCAUCGAGUUCAACGACGGGGCCCCCGCGCUGGGCGUCGUCGCGACGGACAUCCUGUCCGACUGGAGCCUGAGCCCCAUCACGGAGCAGCAGCAAGCCGGGGACAAGAACGCAAAGGCGACGAUCCUGGUGGAGCGGGACGGCACCGAUGCCUGGGUGUAUGUGCUCGAGGAUGGCGGCAGGACGAGGCGCGCGCUGAGGCAGGUCACUUGGGCCUUCAACGAGGAC